AUCUCUAAAUAUAUAUUCUUUCAAGGUGUCCCUCGUGAGUUUGUUGACAUUUUCAUGCGAGAGACGUCACUCCAAUGUUUUAAAUUAGUUUCUACGAGAAUUGGUCGAGAAAUUAUACCCCAGAACGCUAUUAAAGACAAAAUUUAACUCGUGAAAUGAGUCUCGGUGGUCUAGUAGCCUAUGGCAGCAGUGACGAGAGUGAAGACGAGGUUAACACCGACGAAGAAAAUCCCUCAGAAUCUCCAAAACCAAUAAUAAACAAUGGGGAUCACCCAACAAUAAAUCAGCACAAGUUCCCAGAGGCGAAUGGAAUACAGGAAAAUGAGUCUGGAUCUUCGUUGUUCAAUUCUCUACCAAAACCGAGGACUUUUCACUCUAAUCUAGAAGAGAGUGAUGACAUCUCUGUGUCAAAAAACCCUCCAACUCCCUCAGAACUUCAACAUAAGAAGGAAAAAGCACCUGUCAAAUUUCUAGUUCCAUCUUUAUCUGACUUUAAAGAUGUCGAUGAGGAGAUUGAGGAGAAGAAAACAAGGAAGCAGCCAUCAUGUAGUGGAAGUGGUCUGUUCAGUAUGCUCCCAGCACCAGGGUCAUCCCUCCCAAGUGCAAAAAAACUCGUCCCCCAGGUUCUGAAAAAGCCCCAGGUGCCUUCGACGUCUUUAACGCCUUCACAACUGCGUAAACCCCCGAAGAAAUCCCCAGCACCUGUAAAAUCGGCCUUAAACUCGAUAAAAUGCGACUCAGCCUCUGAGGACGAGGACGACGAGAAAUCAGCGCCUCAGAAGAGUCUGGAUUUCUUCUCCCUGUCGAAAUCAGUGGAAACCCCAGUCUCUGAAGAAGCCCUGGCAUCCCUGAUGCUGCCGCCUCCCCCGGAUAAGCCCCAGCAAUCGAAUUCCAUCGAGAAAAGCCCAGAACGCCCUCAGAACCCUCGGGAAAGUCAAUCCCUCAGGAGCACAGUGAUGAAUCUCCCUCGAGAGGAAAUUCUCAUGAUGAAUCAGGCAGAGGUAGGUCCAAAGCUUCCAGUACCUGAGCAGGAGUAUCACAUCGAUGACCAGGGCAAUGUCGCCUUCGAUGAAAAAGCGAUUGAAUAUCUCAUUGGGAAGCGAGGGGUGAAGAGGAAGAACGAACUCAUCCAGGGAACGAAUAUCAUCGACAUCAGUGGUGAUGACAUCAAGCCAGAUGAGAGGGAGUGGCUGGUGAAGGCUCUGACGGAGGAACCUGUCCAGAGGACUGUGUCUAUGUCCAGUGCUGGACCCAGCAGUGCCUCCAAGAAAAAACAUCAAAUCACAUAUCUGGCGCAUCAAGCCAAGGCCAUGGAGAUCGAACUCCAGAAUCAAUGGGCUGCAAACAGAAUGGCUCGGAAACAAACAAAAUCCAAAUAUGGAUUUUGAAUGAAAAAUAUAAAAUUAAAGAAAUUGCAUUUGUAAAUUGUAUUAUUUGAGUGAAGAACAUAAUAAAUAUGGAAUAAUAUUCUUGACUGAGAA
This is a messenger RNA of Fopius arisanus, 1481 nucleotides long. RefSeq names its product proline-rich protein PRCC. The record is from RefSeq and is a predicted model, not a curated record. The transcript has a single exon. Gene Ontology annotation, cellular component: nucleus. NCBI's taxonomy places the organism in Eukaryota, Metazoa, Arthropoda, Insecta, Hymenoptera, Braconidae. Bases 156 to 1388 code for a protein of 410 amino acids.